GCCUGGCAGCUUGAAGCCCCAGGGUCAGUGGGAUCCAGGUCCUAUCGCAGGUCCGCUCAUGUGUGCACACCCUCGUGCAGGCCAAGGACAGCGACGAUGAUGAUGAUGUCACUGUCACCGUGGACCGAGAUCGCUUCAUGGAUGAGUUCUUCGAACAGGUGGAAGAGAUCCGUGGCUUUAUCGACAAGAUCUCCGAGAAUGUGGAGGAGGUGAAGCGGAAGCACAGCGCCAUCCUGGCCUCCCCCAACCCUGAUGAGAAGACGAAGGAGGAGCUGGAAGAACUCAUGUCUGACAUAAAGAAGACGGCAAACAAAGUUCGCUCCAAAUUAAAGAGCAUUGAGCAGAGCAUUGAGCAGGAGGAGGGCCUGAACCGCUCGUCAGCUGACCUGAGGAUCCGGAAGACACAGCACUCCACACUGUCUCGGAAGUUUGUGGAGGUCAUGUCGGAGUACAAUGCCACGCAGUCAGACUACCGAGAGCGCUGCAAGGGCCGCAUCCAGAGGCAGCUGGAGAUCACGGGCAGGACCACCACCAGCGAGGAACUGGAGGACAUGCUGGAGAGUGGGAAUCCAGCUAUCUUUGCUUCCGGGAUCAUCAUGGACUCCAGCAUCUCAAAGCAGGCCCUGAGCGAGAUUGAGACGCGGCACAGUGAGAUCAUCAAACUGGAGAACAGCAUCCGUGAGCUGCAUGACAUGUUCAUGGAUAUGGCCAUGCUGGUGGAGAGCCAGGGAGAGAUGAUUGACAGGAUUGAGUACAACGUGGAGCAUUCAGUGGACUAUGUGGAGAGGGCCGUCUCCGACACCAAGAAAGCCGUCAAGUACCAGAGCAAAGCACGCCGGAAGAAGAUCAUGAUCAUCAUCUGCUGUGUGGUCCUGGGCAUCGUCAUCGCCUCCACCUUUGGAGGCAUCUUUGGCUAGAAACCACCCACCUUCCACUCCACUCUGGAUGGUCCGCCCUGAGGAGGCCCCCUGGCUGCUGCAGCCUUCUGGCCUGGAAGCCCUCAUUGCCACUCCAAACUGCUCCUUUCUCUGCCACAGGGCCCACCGUCCCCACCCUGCCCUGAGCCGUCGUGUGCAUGAUCUUUGUGACAGUGUGUGUCUGUACAGAAGAGGCAGAGGGACGGUGGGCUGGGAAACUGCCAGUGGGGUGGGGAUAGGCCAACAAGGGACAGACGGGGCACCGGCUCAGGCCGUCUCACCCUUCCCAGGCAGGGCUGCCCUCGUUCACAUGGUCUCCUUCCCUUGCCUUCAGUAACUCUCCAGUCUGGGGUCUGCCCCUCCUGGGAUCAAGGCUGCCUGGAUUCUGGCCUUGCCUCCUGCUGACCCACUCAUCUGCCCUAUCCUCUCCAGCUGUCCCCCUAAAUGGAUCCCCCUGAGGGGUGGGGACCAGCUGGCCACAUGGUGCUGCUUUUCAGGUUAGGGGAGGGUAGCCCUGAGAGACAGCCCUGCUCCAAGCCUCAAACAGCUGAUCACUGCCAGGGAGGCUCAGGGUGCUGUGGCCAGAUGGAUUCUGGCCCUGUCAAGACCAGGCUUCCUCCCCACCUAGGGGCAGAGUCCAGCAGGUCUUUGGCUGCCUCAGCCUCCCUUCCAUAUCCCUCAAGCCCAGGAGCAACCCCUUUGGGCUAUGCCUGAUCCUGACUCCAGGUAGCCUUCUGGUACCUGGUUUCCAACCACCCCGUGGAGCCCGGGAAGCAGAGCAGGCCCCUAUCAGUGCCCGGGCCACAGCCUGGGCCAUCUCCCCAGCAGGCCUGUCGGGUCCUCAAGCCAUUGUGUUGUGCAUGUUUGGGAUGGUGGUCCCUGCUCUCGUGCUCUGGGAAGUCAUGUCACUUUUGGCCUGCAAUCUUGUUCUACCUUUGCUGUCCCCCAUUGAUGUGCCACGUGGGUGUCAGGUGUCUCGGAUGCAGUAUUCAGCAGCCAGUCAGGGAGGGGUACUUGUCCUUCCCCACCAUCUUGGGCCUUCUCAAGUCAGAAACGUGUCCCCCACCCCACUUCCUCAGUGGCAGGCAGGGAGUGUGCAUGCGAGUGCAUGCGGCAGGGGAUGGGGCCACGUCUGUGCCCUACCUUCCCCCGGCUUUGCUCCCGCCCAGUGACUAACACUGUCCGUGUUGCCUUUAACAGCAACUUCCCUCCCCUCCACUCUCCACCCCUUCACCAAAGGUCUUGGUACAACCAGCUGCCCAUUUUGUGAAAUUUUUAUGUAGAAUAAACAUUUGUAUCUGUACCAUG
Messenger RNA from Condylura cristata (star-nosed mole), 2225 nucleotides. RefSeq names its product syntaxin 1A (brain) (gene STX1A). Gene Ontology annotation, molecular function: SNARE binding; SNAP receptor activity. The record is from RefSeq and is a predicted model, not a curated record. The transcript has 9 exons. Gene Ontology annotation, cellular component: plasma membrane; synaptic vesicle; SNARE complex. Gene Ontology annotation, biological process: synaptic vesicle fusion to presynaptic active zone membrane; exocytosis; intracellular protein transport. The coding region runs from base 138 to 917 and encodes 259 amino acids. NCBI's taxonomy places the organism in Eukaryota, Metazoa, Chordata, Mammalia, Eulipotyphla, Talpidae.